AUGGGCCGGUUCCUCAUCUUUUCUUCUUUCAGUCUCUCUCUUUUCCUCUUACCGGGCGUCCUCGCUGGCUUUGAACCAGGCCACAAUCUUCCAUCGUUGGCAUUGGCCGCAGCUCUUUGCGUCCCGGGCCUUUUCGUCUCCGGCGUCUCCGGCUAUGUCCUGCCAGUGACGCCUUCCCGUGAGGAGAUGGCUUGGAAACGUGACUCUCUCCUCCCACGAGCGCACAAGCAUUCCAACAAGAACAAAGACAGUGGUGCUGCCGCCGCCGCCUCAAGCAAUCAAACUGUAGUCGACGCCGCUGCUGCUUGUAUGGUUGCGGCAAUGGAAGCUGCUGUCAACCAGACCGGCGUAGCCAACGUCACCGAAGCCGUGGCCACGAGCAACACCACCAUGGCCGACAUCGUCAAGGCGUGUGCCGGAAACUCUACGGACUUGGUCCAGGCUGUAGCUGUGGCCAUGAACGAGACGGCAGCCUCAGCCAACGUUACCAGCGACACAGCCGCAAGCAAUGUUACAGCUGACACAUCUUCAACCAAUUCCACUUCCUCGUCGACCGACACCGAUACUGGGAAUGGAAACAACAAUGACAAUGGCAACAGCAACAGCAACGGCAGCGGCGGGGGUCGAGGCAAAAACAACGACAACAAUAACGCUAUCAACGUGGUCAUUGAUGACGCCUUGCAAGUCAUCAACAAUGUCAUAGGCAAGCGGGGCUUCUCUGACGACCUCGUCACGAAAACGAAGCGCGACAACACGAAAUAUCGGGAAAGCGUGGUGCGCAAGAAGUGGGUCGCCGGGCUGGAUGAACGGGCAUUCUGA
Cladophialophora psammophila CBS 110553 is the source of this 819-nucleotide messenger RNA. RefSeq lists its product as uncharacterized. NCBI's taxonomy places the organism in Eukaryota, Fungi, Ascomycota, Eurotiomycetes, Chaetothyriales, Herpotrichiellaceae. The coding region runs from base 1 to 819 and encodes 272 amino acids. The record is from RefSeq and is a predicted model, not a curated record. The transcript has a single exon.